Achroia grisella is the source of this 1938-nucleotide messenger RNA. RefSeq names its product CAAX prenyl protease 2 (gene Sras). Gene Ontology annotation, biological process: CAAX-box protein processing. NCBI's taxonomy places the organism in Eukaryota, Metazoa, Arthropoda, Insecta, Lepidoptera, Pyralidae. Gene Ontology annotation, molecular function: metalloendopeptidase activity. Bases 147 to 1010 code for a protein of 287 amino acids. The transcript has 6 exons. The record is from RefSeq and is a predicted model, not a curated record. Gene Ontology annotation, cellular component: endoplasmic reticulum membrane.
AUGACAAAUGAUUGAAAUUGAAAGUAAAUGAAAUUGUGUAUCGAACUGCUGCAUUCAUAUGCAUAAUUAUAAUUGAUUUUUAUGGCUCGUGGUGUGGUUGUUUUAAUAUUAAUAAAUAAAUACAAUUUUACAGAUAUUGAUUCAUAAUGUUAUUAAAUAAUUAUAUGGAAGAAAAUGCCUGUAAGGUUACAGUAGUUGCCUGUGUAUUUAUGACAUUGUGCUAUGUUGCAAGUUUGUAUGUAUGGAGGACUAAAUUGAGCAGAGAUCAUCCUUCAACUAUCAAAAGAAGAUUCUUCAGUGUAUUUUGUAUGAUGUUGCUGGCACCGUUCUUGACACGAUAUUUCCUUACUAAAGAGACACUAAGUAAGGGAGAUAUAUAUGAUCAUUUGGGGCUUAGAUUACCAGGAUUAGUCACUGCAUCUUUUGCUCCACUGUUGUUAACCAUUGUUUUAUUCAUGGGUCCAUUGUGUAUGCAGUAUUUAUCUGGAAUGUGGACAUUGUAUGCAGAACCUGUGUAUUGGUUGUCAAGCUGGCAAGAUCUGUUGUGGGUGCGUAAUCAUUUAAUGGCACCAUUGAGUGAAGAGUGGGUCUUUCGAGCAUGUAUGAUGCCAAUACUGUUGCAAUGUUUGGAACCAAUUACUGCUGUAUUUGUAGGACCACUGCUCUUCGGAAUUGCUCAUUUUCAUCACAUGCUUGAGCAAAUGAAGGCUGGAUAUGAAUUUAAAGCGGCACUUAUGGUAUCAUCAUUCCAGUUUGCAUAUACUAGUCUGUUUGGUGCAUAUUCUUCGUAUCUAUUUUUGAGAACAGGUCAUUUCGUCGCUCCGCUGACUGCUCAUAUAUUUUGUAACCAUAUGGGUUUUCCCAAUUUCGGAGCGGUUAUGAUGUUUCCGCCGUUGCAGCGAGUGUUGAUCGUUUGCUGCUUUCUUUUAGGAUUCGCCUUGUGGUGUGUCAUGCUUAUACCUAUUACUAGUCCUAACCUAUAUGAUAAUACGUUAUAUUGGGAAUCUUGAAUUAAUGUCAUUGUCCAAUUUUUUUAUUUAUUUUAACACCACUCAUUGUCAGAUGGAAUUAUGAUAAGUGUGACGUGACCGCGUCAUUCUGUCCUUGAAUAGUAAGUAUAAGUAAUACAUAAUAACGUAUGCCAAUUAUUUAAAUAAAGUAGAUAAUAUUUUGGAAUUACAUUGUGAUUAUAGGAAACCAACAAUAAAACAAUUUCUUUUUUUUAUGUAAUUGAAAUAGUAAACAAGCUAAUUAUUAUUAAUAACAAAAAGCCAUUUGGUGAAUUAAAUUUAGUCUAGGUUUUGUCUUUUCUCUAUGUAUAGUCGCCUCUUUUUAUUUGCACUAGGUAUAUAACCCAAAUGCACUAUGAAUAAAAUUCUACUCGUAUAAGAUAGGAUAACUUUUUUACUAAUUAAUUAUAAAUUGACUGAUCAGACUACAGUCUGUUUAAAAGCCAUUAUGUACUGGCGACUAGUCCUUGGUGAUAGAUAUUAUCUUAGUUAUUUUAUACCUAGAUAUAUACGCCAAUAAUUCUACCGGUUGUAUGGAUCGGUUCUACCUACCCUACGACAUUGCGUAUUAGACCUUAAGAGGUAUGUAGGCAGUGAAAUCCAAUUUACAUCCAAAAUACGUAAUAUAUUUUGCACAACAAUGUAAGUUAGUAAAGUUUUUAUACAAUUUUUGUUGCUGAUGAUUAUGUAGAAGCUUUUGACUGCAACUAGGAAUUCAGUCAUUGCUUAUCUGUGAGUGAUAUUUAUUAGUAUGAAAGUUAAUGUACGAACAUCUAUCGAUAAGACGCAGUUCGUUAUCUAAUAAUUUAUCGUAAUGUAUUUCUUUUAUACCUGUCUAAGUGGCGGAGUUAAUGCCUCUUCUGUUUGCCAUGACUAUCUUGCUAUACUGUUUGUCUAUAGCUCUCUUUAUGAAAGCUAACUUGUUUCA